CAACGUUGCCAUGUCACGAGAAAUAAAGUUGCCACUGCCAGAUAGUAAACAGCAGCCAGUCAGCCAUUAAUUUGACUAAAUUGAUCAACACUUUGUAGGCUAUUCUAAGAACUUUCAUUAACAUCAAGGCAUGCCACAACCAGCUGAGAAGACGUGGCAAGCAUGAAGAGGAACGGAGGACAUGCUAAAGGUACCGGUGGGAAGGAUGCGCACGACAAUGUAACCGACACCGUUGUCCCAGAGACUCCAGAGUCCAAGCGGCCCGGAGCGAAGGACUCCCCCGGUGUCAUCAGUUUGGACACUGAGGAUUCUGCAUCCGACACGGAGCUGUCUGGGACCUCGAUGAUGAUCAAAGAAAAGGAGCAGACGACAGCAGACAAGAAUGUGGUCGUGCUGUCAGACCAGUCAGAGGAGACUGAAGAUAGUGCAGAUGAGGCUUUCCAGGAGUCUUCUAAAAGCUCUGUGAAAAAGUCUGGUGGUGGAACUUCCGGCUCCAAGAGGGGGCAUCCGGAAGAGGAGGAGGCCGAGGCUUCCCAGCAGAGCAGCGAGCCCCAACCCAGGAGGAGACGUAGAGCCUCAGAGACGGACGACUCUGAGAAUGAAGGUCCGGAGGUGAGCUGGAAGGAGCAGGAGGAGAUGGUCAGGAAACUGCAGAAACACUUCCCUCACCUGGGCAAGGAGGACCUGAGGGAUGUUCUGCAUGAGCAUGACUGGCUCUAUGAGGACACACUGGAGGCUCUCAGGAUGUUCUCUGAAGAAGCGAGCGACAAAAAAGGUUCGUCUAAUGAGCCCUCGAGUGCAGACGAGUCUCCCCAGACCCCACCUCUCCCCACCCGCUCCUCAUCCUCACGCGGACACACGCACACCACACACUCCUCCACACGCUCUAAAGCCCCACCCCCACCCUCGGACACAUCGCAACCCGACAGAACUACGACACCGGAAAACGGUACCAGCACCAGAACCCUCCGCGCUCGGACCACCGUCACCAAGUACCACGACUCAGACUCGGGAAGCGAGUACGAGCAGCCCGUAUCGGACGGCGAGGUUUACAACGUCGAAGGUGACGCAGAUGCUGAUGGUGAUGCUGACGGUGACGGUGACGGUGGUGGUGGUGUUGUGGAUGGCGGUUAUGUUGACGAAUCGGACUCGGACUCUGACGGGGGAGGGGGAACCGAACGCCUGACGGAGCAGAAGAAGCAGGUGCUGAGCUUCUUCCAGGAGGCGUCGCUGGAGGAGCUGUCCCUGAUCGAGGGCUGCUCGGCGAAGAAGGCCCAGAGGAUCACCGAGCUGCGGCCCUUCAAGAGGUGGCGCCACCUGGAGAAGCGCCUGAGUGGUGGUAACGGUCUCUCUACUGAGCUGCUGGCCCGGUGUAAGGAGGUGCUGAGGGAGCGCGAGGUGGUGAAAGGGUUAAUGGACCGCUGUGAGGAGAUCGCCAAGAAGAUGAGCAGGGAUGUCACACAGGUGCUGCAGAGCGGCACGGGGUCUACGGAACAGCCACGCAUACUCACCGACACGUUCAAGCUGAAGCCGUAUCAGCUGGUGGGUCUGCGUUGGCUCAAUCUCCUGCACCAGAACAACCUCAGUGGCAUCCUGGCUGACGAGAUGGGUCUGGGCAAGACCAUUCAGGCCAUCUCCUUCCUGGCCAGCCUCUACCAAGAUGGCAACCGCGGGCCACACCUCCUCAUAGUGCCCGCCUCCACGCUGGAUAAUUGGGUGCGUGAGCUUCAUCUGUGGUGUCCUAGCCUUGAGGUGCUUGUCUACCACGGUACGGCUGAAGAACGGCGCUUCACCAAAUAUGAAAUCCUCAACAACGCCAUCGACUACAACAUCAUAGUCACCACGUACAACCUGGCGAUUGGGAAUGCUAGUGACCGCAGCCUGUUCCGUAAGCUGAAGCUGGAGUAUGCAGUUUUUGACGAGGGCCACAUGCUGAAGAACAUGCACUCACUACGAUACCGCCACCUCAUGGCCAUCAACGCUGCCCAUCGUCUGCUGCUCACUGGGACCCCUCUACAGAACAACCUGCUGGAGCUGAUGUCACUGUUGAACUUCAUCAUGCCUGCCAUGUUCUCCAGCAGCACUGCACAGAUAGCAAGACUAUUCUCAAUGAACUCGUGUGAGGAGCAGAGCAGCUUUGAGAGGGAGCGAAUCGCCCACGCCAAACUCAUCAUGAGGCCGUUUAUAUUGCGCAGAGUCAAGAGCGAGGUCCUGAAGCAGCUGCCAGCUAAAGAAGAGUGUGUGGAGUUCUGUGCCAUGAGCAGCAAACAGCAGCAACUCUACAGCGCCCUCCACGACAAGCUCAAGGGAGUUACAUCUGGAGAGAAGAGGGAGCUGACCAAUGCCAUGAUGCAACUGCGUAAGAUGGCGAACCACCCUCUCCUCCACCGCCAGUAUUACACCGCAGAGAGACUCACCACCAUGAGCAAACUCAUGCUCAACGAGUUGUCUCAUCGUGACUCGGACCCUGCGCUGGUGAAGGAGGACAUGGAGGUGAUGUCGGAUUUCGAGCUCCACCGCCUCUGCCUGCAGUUCUCUGCUAUCAGGGAGUGUAAGCUCUCUACUGACCUCCUGCUGGACUCCGGAAAACUACACUUCCUCACCAAGCUGCUGCUGUCACUCAAAGAGGAGGGUAGUCGUGUGGUGUUGUUUAGCCAGUUCACUAUGAUGCUGGACAUCCUGGAAGUCUUCCUAAAACACAACUCCCAUCGAUACAUACGCCUGGAUGGAUCCACACCCAUGGCCGACAGGAUUGGUCUAAUAGAUGACUUCAACACUGACGCGGACAUCUUUGUGUUCCUGCUGUCCACUAAGGCGGGGGGACUGGGCAUCAACCUCACCUCCGCUAAUGUCGUCAUCCUGCACGACAUCGACUGCAACCCUUACAAUGACAAACAGGCAGAGGACAGAUGCCACCGCCUCGGACAAACAAGGACGGUGAGGGUGAUCAGGCUGAUCUGUAAGGACACUAUAGAGGACGGGAUGCUGCGUAUCGGCCAGAAGAAACUCAAACUGGAGCAGGACAUGACCGCCGCAGAACAAGGUGAUGAGGAGAACAUUUCAGAUGACAUGGCUUCACUCCUGAAGGCCUCACUGGGCCUCUAAUGGGGAUGUUGACAACGAGGUGCUUCACUGUGUGUGUGUGUGUGUGCGUGUGUGUGUGUUUGCGCGUGCGUGUGUGUGAUAGAGAGAGAAGUCUGUUCAGACUCUUUUUUUUUUUCUUGAACAUGUUACAGUGUAUCGAUUCAAAAUAAACAUUGGUGGAUGUUUGA
Engraulis encrasicolus (European anchovy) is the source of this 3272-nucleotide messenger RNA. RefSeq names its product SWI/SNF-related, matrix-associated actin-dependent regulator of chromatin, subfamily a, containing DEAD/H box 1 b (gene smarcad1b). NCBI's taxonomy places the organism in Eukaryota, Metazoa, Chordata, Actinopteri, Clupeiformes, Engraulidae. The record is from RefSeq and is a predicted model, not a curated record. Gene Ontology annotation, cellular component: nucleus. Bases 163 to 3105 code for a protein of 980 amino acids. Gene Ontology annotation, molecular function: ubiquitin binding; DNA binding; ATP binding. The transcript has 26 exons.